UCCGGGGAUCAGACAUGGAGUGCGAGCAGCUCAGAGACAUCGUGCAGAACUUCAGGUUCCAUCCUCAGGACGCCCAGGGCUAUAACCGGGUGCUGCUGCAGCUCUUCGGGUAUUUGGGGCACGGAAAAUCCUCCUUCAUCAACUCCUGUAAGUUUGUCCUGGACGGGGAGUAUAAGAUAAUCGCUGAGGCCGGAAUAAAAGACGGCGGUCUAACCAUGGAGAGAAAGUCCUACAGAGUAACGGACUCCAUCACCCUGGUGGAUAACAGAGGCUUCGGGUUCAUGAACGACUUCGAGAAAAUCGAAAUCUACGCCCAGCUGGGGAAUUUUCUGCCUCUCGAUGAGACGGUGGUUUGGAGAGAGGAUUUCGGUGAAAUAAUGGGGAGGAUAGAGGAUGCGGACAUGGAUCCCAAUUACUCCGAUUAUACUGUCCCCGUAUUUAUUUACAGUGUACAGAAGAUGAUACACACGGAGGAAGAGUCCGAAGUGAAACGUUUCCUUAAAGCGUGUCAAGAAAUGACAGGAAUCGUCCCGAUUGUCGUCCUCACCCAUAAAACCAGCGCAAAUUACAUCGCGAUGGAACAGAAGUUCAAGUGCCUGGGAGCAGAGGUGGUGAUUGGGGUGGAAAAUUACACCAGUGACGACCAUCGGAAAACUAUAGAGAAGCACAUGGGUAUACUGAACAUUCUGAAGAACGCGCUGGAAGACGUUCAGUUUCAUGUAAAUUACAAUAGAGAUCUAAGACGGGAACGGAUAGAACGCAAGAAAUUUCUGCUGAGAAUGGUCCAUGAUAGCGUUACGGCCAAAAAACAGAAGGAGGACAGUAGGAGUUUUAAUCCCGGGAGCAAUCCAACUGAAAGACAGAGGGGAACGGAAAAGGGAAGUUCCUGUAUGAUCCUCUAAACACGUCACGCUGCUGAAGCGAUCCGGCCCCAGAUAUCAAUCAUCGACCAGAUCAACGACGGAUAAAAACAAUAAUAACAGAACGUUCCGUCCGUCCAUCCACCGAGACACUUCAUCGGGAUCCAUCGCUCGGUCCUCCUCGGCUUCAAUCCAGAGCUUAAUAAUAUUUGCUACAAUAAUCCUAUAACACAAUCCAUCUCGGCUUCUCCCGCCUGUGACGGACUCCUGGUACUCGGACGGAGACGCUCAAUUCUUCGCUAUUUUCACAUCACCUGCUCUCAUCACUCCGAGUCCAGAUACCGGGAGCCGUCUGAAGCGGUUUGACGCCCUCCUCAAGACAAUCCGAUCAGUAUUCAAAGUUGAAUUUCGUCCGGUGAUGAUAACGGUGAACGUGGCCGGUGAUGAUAACGGUGAACGUGGCCGGUGAUGAUAACGGUGAACGUGGCCGGUGAUGAUAGCGGUGAACGCGGCCGGUGAUGAUAACGGUGAACGUGGCCGGUGAUGAUAACGGUGAACGUGGCCGGUGAUGAUAGCGGUGAACGCGGCCGGUGAUGAUAGCGGUGAACGCGGCCGGUGAUAAUCGCCAUCACCACACACCAUGAGCCAAGACUUCAUGUAGGGGUCCAAAACAGAAAAAACAUGCAUUUAAUGCAACCAUGCAGGGCUAUUUCUACCAGAUGGUAUUUUAUGUAAGAUAAUAAUAAAUCUGAUUGGCUGAGAAUCUAGGAGCUA
Molecule: messenger RNA, 1634 nt
Organism: Spea bombifrons (plains spadefoot toad)
Lineage: Eukaryota; Metazoa; Chordata; Amphibia; Anura; Pelobatidae
Exons: 4
Coding region: 15-902 (295 amino acids)
Source: RefSeq, a predicted model, not a curated record